GCACCCGGUGCGCGUCUCUCUCCCGCUGCGUCCCGCUGCCUGCGCGCGUGCGCGCGCCCCCCCGAGAGGGCCUGUACCGUCGACCGUCCAGUUCCGGUGAUCGCGAGGCCAAGGGUGCCCGUCGGAGUGUUCCGCCGUCCCGAGGAUGCCCGGUGAAUAUAGAUAGAGAUAUAGGAGAGAGAGAGAGAGCGCGGAUUUCGGCCAUCUUGGCCGCCGCGGACGCCGUGCCACUCGUCGCGAGCCAAUCACGCGGCCUCCCGCUUUCGGCCGCGGGACGCCCUUCUACCCCACCGACGCAACUCGUGCCUCUUGGACCUCUCUUAAGAUCACUCGAGAGAGGUGAAAUAAGGAGGGCGAGAUUCCACCGUGCAGCUGCAGCUGCGACCCCGCAGGAUACUUUUCUCGCUGACCUCGCAGUGAUGGGAUCAUUCGGUUAGCGAGGGGAACUAAUUUCGGUCACUUAGGAUCGAUAUCGAUCCAGAGAUCCUUCGAUCUAUCGAGUGCCGGGUCGUCAGAGGGCGCCAGAGUCGCGAGGCUUGGAUGUUGCACGAUACGGAAACACGCGGAGUUCUUUCCUCGCGAAAGUGGACCAGGGGCAUAUGGCCCUGGACUAUGGUACUACCUACAAUAUGCACCACACGAAUCAAUUAGAAGACGUGGGUUACAGAAGUGUCGAAAUCACGUCCGCGUUUACCCACCUUCCCCAGAAAGACAUGGCCAGGGACACCCCAGGCUCGCCGAUGUCGCGGCCGCGCGACCUGGCCACAGGUGGCGCCACCGCCACCCUCACUUCCGGUGCCUAUCACGCCGCCACCGGCGAUCCCACCACCCUUCAUGGUCACGCCCUCCAGCAGAAGAUACUCGAGCUACAGCAGCAUCAUCAGCUGCAACAGCAGAUCCUGCGACAGCAGUAUCAGGCCCAGGAACGUCAGCUCGCCGAGCUGCACGAACAGCAGAUGCAUCAGCUCAAGUUGUGGGAGCAGCAGAAACAGCUGGAGGAACAGAGACGGGAGAAGGAGAGGCUGGAGGCGCUUAGGAAAAAGGACAAACAUGACCACAGCGCCAUCGCUUCUACGGAGGUCAAACAACGCCUUCAGAGCUUUCUGGUGAACAAGAAGCAACGCGAGGCCGCCGCCGCAGCUAAUGGAGCAGUUCCGGGAGCGCAGGGAUACGGAAGCUGGCUACCGCCACAGUCGGAGACGACGAACACCACCAACGCCUCGCAUCCUUACAGGAUGCCCCAGAUGCUCCAGGAAAAAUUCAGCGACGAUUUCCCACUGAGGAAAACAGCCUCGGAGCCGAAUCUGCUGAAGGUGCGACUCAAGCAGCGCGUCAUGGAGAGGAACAUGGCCGCGUCCCGAAAUUCACCCCUAAUGGCUCGUCGGAAGGAUCGACUCCUGUCGCACCUCAAGCGGAGGUCACUCCUAGCAAAUUCUGGCAGCAAUCCGGAAUCCGGGCCUAAUUCUCCACCGGCUACGAACAACUCCCAGGCGAGUCCCACUGCUGGCAGCAACACGCCGAUCCAAGAGGAGGGAGAAAACGCACCCUAUGGAGGCCCAUUGACGAGCAGCAGUCAGCAGGGCAGUUUAUCCGAUCUAUCUCUGUUCAGUUCACCGUCCAUGCCCAACAUUUCUUUGGGUAGACCCCACGUGCCAUCCAGCUCGGCGAGCGGAACCAAGCUCGCGCCAGUUUCGGAGGCGGAGGUGCGAGCGGCGUUCACGGCUCGCCUUGGCAUGCCGUUGACGGGGCAAAUGCUGCCAGGAACAUUGCCGUUCUAUCCAUCCCUGACUGUGAUCGAGGGCGAGCCGACCUACAUCCACAAGCAGAUGCAGAACCUGGAGCAGCAGCCCAACCGGCAGCAUCCCCUGUACCACGGUGCGCCGAUCACGGACACACAAGUAGCUCACGCAAGACUGCAUAAGGCUGGUCACCGGCCUUUAGGUAGUAGAACGCAAUCGGCGCCUCUUCCUCUGGGUCACCCGAUGCUCCAGGGUGGGAUGAUGGCGCCCCCGACGCACUACGAAGAGUACCUGGCCGAGAAGCAGCUGCACGACCAGCAGCAGGCGCACAACUACCUUAAGCAGCAGAUCCGACAGACCGUGCUGACCAGGGUGGGCUCCCGGGGGAACCAGGCCAACCAACUGGAGGAGGCCCCGGAGAGCGAGGAGUCCGAGGUCAUCGACUUGACCGGGAAGAAGGACCUGCCGGAGGAGAGCGAGAUCUCCAAGCAACAGAGGGACCGGGAGCAGUUCCUGCAACAGCAGAGGGACCUCAUGAUGAGGCACACCCUCCAGAUAAACGAUUCCUCGACCUACGCAUCCGGGAGGAGUUCCCAUUCGGCGAGGCCCCUCUCCAGGGCGCUGUCCAGCCCCCUUGUGCACUUAGGUCCUCAGGGCGCCGGUGGGGACGUUUUCGCGAGGGGGUCGCCGCAUCGACCGACAACCGGCCUGGCCUACGAUCCUCUGAUGCUGAAGCACGCCUGCGUUUGCGGCGAAACCGUCAGGGGACACCCUGAACAUGGCGGCAGGCUGCAGAGUGUCUGGGCAAGGCUUUCGGAAACUGGGCUUCUGCAACGCUGCGACCGAGUUAGGUCCAGGAAGGCAACUCUCGAGGAGAUCCAGACAUGCCACUCUGAAGCGCACGCAUUACUUUUUGGUACAAAUCCUUUGAAUAGGCAGAAGCUGGACAUGUCGAAGUUGUCGCAGCUGCCCAUCAAGAGCUUCGUCCGGCUGCCCUGCGGUGGAGUCGGGGUGGACUCCGACACGACCUGGAACGAAUUGCACACGGCACCAGCGGCCAGGAUGGCAGUGGGCUGCGUGGUGGACCUCGCCUUCAAAGCCGCGAUGGGCGACAUCAGGAACGGUUUCGCCGUGGUCAGACCACCUGGCCACCACGCCGAGACCAACCAAGCGAUGGGUUUCUGCUUCUUCAAUUCCGUGGCCAUCGCCGCCAAGCUUCUUCAGCAGAAACUCGACACCAGGAAGAUACUGAUCCUCGACUGGGACGUUCACCAUGGAAAUGGCACCCAGCAAAUGUUCUACGACGACCCGCGUGUCCUGUACCUGUCGAUCCACAGGCACGACGAGGGCAACUUCUUCCCGGGAACCGGAGGACCAACCGAAUGUGGAGCUGGUGAGGGUUUAGGGUACAACGUGAACGUCGCCUGGUCGGGAGGACUGAAUCCCCCCAUGGGUGAUGCCGAAUACCUGGCGGCUUUCCGCACAAUCGUCAUGCCCAUCGCUAAGGAGUUCGACCCUGACGUGGUGAUCGUUUCCGCGGGGUUCGACGCGGCCAUCGGACACCCUGCUCCCCUCGGUGGCUACAAAGUCAGUCCUGCUUGCUUCGGCAGGAUGACCCAGGAGCUGCUCGCCCUGGCCGAUGGCAAAGUCGUCCUGGCUCUGGAGGGCGGCUACGAUUUGGCUGCGAUUUGCGACUCCGCUCAGGAAUGCGUCAGGGCCCUCCUCGGGGAUGAACCCACUCCCCUCAGGGAGGAGGAGCUCACCAGGUCGCCCUGCCAAAACGCCAUAGACACCCUCCAGAAAACCAUCGCCAUUCAGAUGUCACACUGGCCUUGCGUUAAGUUGGCCGCACACACGGUGGCUAUGAGCGCGAUUGAAGCGAGUCAGAAGGAACACGACGAGACGGAAACCGUCUCGGCAAUGGCGUCCUUGUCUAUGCAGCAGCCUACGAAUCUCACGACCACGCCCGAACAUUCCCGCGAAGUUUCCGAGGAGCCGAUGGAGCAGGACGAGGCGAAAUGAAGGUAAUCCCUCGAGAUGGACCACGGUUAAUAAUCUCAUUUCCAUCGGCUCAUCCAAGAUGGCCGAUGCAGUCCCCAAGGGGUCCGGCGAGGUGGCCCUCCUCUUCGGGAAGUUCAGGGUCCGCGUGGCAGAGAAGGAAGCCCUCGAUUGCUCCAGCCACGGUUUCGAUUACUUCAAUCGAGAUGCCGACGCGUCCCUGAAGAUGAUGUGGAAGGUUGGAAGGUCCAGCCGGCGUGGCCAGGAUCUGCCCUGGAAGACUCCCUGGGUGCUGAGAGGGUUGCUCUUCAGGGCGACGAGAAAAAUAGGGAGAGGCGCGUAACGAGGGAAUCAUUGUGAGAGGGGAAGAUGUUCUCAAUUGUUGUUUAUUGUCGUUCUAUAUUUAUUGUUGGCCAGUCUGUAAGGGGCUAUAGUGUUCUCUCCUCCGUUCACCGCUCUCCUGAAAGGACGCGUUUUGUUGAGUCGUCGACCAGCAGGGUUGGCACGGAACAACGGGAACGUCUUGGUGGUUUCCUCCGGGAUAUUUCCUCGCCAUUCAUUCCUCGAAGAAAAGAGGAGACGAAGACGAGAAGAACGAACCCCCACCAACGGGUGGAGGCUUUUUAAACCCUGGACCGCAGUUGCGAAUCCGGGAAGUCUGGCUCACUCUUCCUCGUUGUGUCAAAGAUGGCGGCGCUGACGCUGCCGGUAGAUGUAUCAGAAAUGUAUUUAGCCGCACGAAAAGGAAAGCACGUGGAUCUUAAAACCCGACUCCAUGCCAGCCCUGCCGGAAUAGGAAAGACAUCCUGUUCUUUCGCCCUAGACGGGGGUUUCAGUUUUCUGCCUUUGGGGCAGAACUCGGGAAAUAAGUGUCUUACUGGAGGACAACGAAAUACCCCCAAAGUCGCAGGGAAAGAAGCGCGUCUCGCGAUUAAUAUCCCCUAAGACCUCUUCGGGGUCCUUGCCAACAGGAAGUAGCUGAAACGAUCGGCGAGGAAGAGGACUUUUGACUCGAUAAAAGACAGUAGGCUCUAGAAUUUCUCCGGGAAUUUCUUUCGCGUCGUGCUGGCCACUGGCGCUUUUAACCCCGCUCUCUUUUUCUCUCUCUCUCUCUCCCUCCCCGUCUCUCCGUUCCCACUUCUCCCUCUCUCUUUCGCGAGCUCCCGUUUCCUCUGCCUCUCUUUUCUCACCGGAAAUGCGGGGGAUAGCGCUCUUGCACUCCAUACAUUUCAGCUCGCUUUGUAAAAGAGUUUUCCACCUUCUCUUUCAUCGCCAGAGCUCGAGUAAUUGCCAUUUCCUAAUGUAAUAUGACCCGCAGCUCAAAGCGAGGCGAGAGGAAGAAACCGAGAGCUAAAUGCAGAGAGAGAGAGAGGGAGAGAGGAGAAGGGAGGAACUUUAGCAUUAAUGUGAGAAAUUAGGGAAGGUUAAGGUAAAGGAGAACCGAUGGGCUCUUCAUCCGCUAAGGCUUGCUCGUUUUCAGGCGACUUUUCGUUUUCUGCUGCGAACAAAGGCUGGUGCGAUUUUUGUGAUAUUUUGUAAAGUUUUAAUUAAAUAUACUAAAGUUUAAUUAACCCGAGGGAGGGAGAGACGCGCGAGAGACGGAGAGGGCGGGGGUUCGUCGGGGAGAAAGAAAGAAAAUGAUAUAAUCGAGAAGAUACAAGCAUUUAUUUUUGUGUCAUGCAUUUUACGAGAAAGUUGAAAAAUGAUAUAUAUAUGAAAAAUUUAUUAUUGAACGAAGUAAAGAUACUAUAUAUAUAUUAUAUAUAUAUAUAUAUAUAUGAUUAUGGAUAUAGAUUUUGACAUACAGAUAAAAGGAGUAUAUAUAUAUUAUAUAUAUACGUAUAUCAAAGUAUGUAUAUUGUAUAGCGUAUAUAUGUAUAUGUCACUGCGUAAGAUAAGGAUUAUUAAUGCGUUCCGUCGCGAGAAUCUCAGUGUUAAGUGUUGCCCAGGAAAAUCGUGGAACGGCCGGUUAGCUUUUCGUUUCUCUUCUCUUCUUUUUGUCGAUCCUAAUGACGAUCGAGUCGAUUCGCUGUUUCGUGUGCGUGCCCAGCCUGCGUGUAGGUGUGGACGAGAGUGCGACGAUGUCCGCAUGUGUAGGUGCGAUUUUGCAAACAUUCGUGGUGAUUAUUACUAAUAAGGUGGAACGCUCCUUGUCUAAAUGUAACGUCGAUUGGAUCUGGAGGAUUUUUCGUAGAUUAGCGCGUCGCGUUUUGCGAACGAGCUCUUACAUGUACGUAUAUUGGAUAUUCGAACGAAAUAGGUAAAAGAAAGGAACGAAAGAGAACCAGGGAGGCACAGGUCAAUUAAUAGUCCCAGGGAAGAGAGAUAUGCAGAUUUAUUUCCACGGUCGGUUUCAUUUUUGGGAUAUUUAUCGAUGCCUUUGGGGCAUUCAUCGGCUUGUUACGGCGGAGACGCCAUUUUGGUUCCAGCGGCGCUUUUUCUCGGAUUCGUUCGCAAAGCGCGACCUUUAGGCUGUACUUCGUAGUCGUGGAACUCGGGGGGAGACGGUGUCGUUGUUUUGUCGUGUUCGAUUUGAUUGUUGCGGCAGUUAGUGGCGAGAAGAGAGAGGAAGGGAGAGGUGAGUCGGGAUUCUCCUCCUUCGGCCUAGGAGAUGGAGGUCGAGUCGGUGAGCGCCGGGAGACAUCAAUGCCCUCCCAGCCUGCACAGGCGAUGCCGUAUCUGCAGGGGAGCCAUUCAUGUCCGCUAUUGUACCUAGAGUGUAUGGACCCAUGUAUGCGGAUUUGAAAACAGCAAGAGGUGAAAGGGGCUGUUUUCUUACGCCUUUUCUACCUUUUUAGGUCACAGUUGAUAGGGGCUAUUCACUUUGAAAUCUGUGAAUACGAUUUCCCUCUUUGAGAGCCGAUUGCCUUUGAUUUCAUACGAUAGACAAUGCGAUUUGGUAACAUGUGACGCUCGGCCUUAAUAAUUGUCACUGUGGUUUUGGGGAUUGCCAAUUGUCAGGGACUUCUGCUUGCGAUUUUCACCUGAUUUCCCACGUGAUUUCGAGAGUUAAAAUACAUGAUUUCCUGAGCGAACACCCCCUCGGACAGUUGUGUGGCACAAUAAGGCGGCAAAUGGCAAAAGAGGGAAAAGACAGCCCCCCAUUGUUUUUCCUCUUUCUGUUGCCUUCUAAGUUAGAAUCUUGGGCGUAGGAUACAUAUACCUUGAUACUUGAUCAGACUAUAAAGACAACGCUAAAAAAGAGAGCCUUUAAUAUUAGAUCCAUGGACAUAGGAUAUAUAUACCUUGAAUCUUGAUCAGACUAUGAAGGCAAUACUAAAAGAAGAGAACAGAGAGGCUAUAUUCUUAUAAUUUCCCUCUUUUUAGGUAUAAUAGGUCCACGGUGCCAUACGAUGAUAUAGCCUAACAGUAAGAGUGAAAAAGAGAGACUAUAGCCUGUCGCUCGCUCUAUCCUUUUCGCUAUCUUCGGAAGAAUAUCAAGAAUAGCAAUUACUGGGUCCAUACGUUCUACGUUUCGCCGGCUCUUGUAUAGAGGUUUAAAUGAAGCGGCUAGGAACUUUUGACAUUCCGGUAUCAUUCGUAAUCGAGAGAAAAAAAAAAGAGAGAGGAAGAGAGAGAGAGAGAGAGAGCAAGCGCUGAUACAAAUUACGCGUUAAGGGAUAAGCCUACAGCUGGAUGUUGAGUAUAAGGGACAACACGAGUCUACUAUUGUAAUGUUACAUGUACACACGAGACGUUCUACUACUAUUACUUACGGUCACUGUAAUAGCCAUACUUUUUUUAUGUAUAUAAAUGUACCUCCUAAAUUAAUUUUAAAUAAAAUUAUAGUCAUUGUGUUAAAUCAUUCCGUACACGUGCAGUCUUGGGUGAGAUAACGCGUAACGAUAACACCGAUUAAGAUUCCAUUGUCAACUCUCUGCUGCUCUCCGCUUUGACCGACAGUUCCUUCAAGGUAAGUUACCUGUAUUACGCUGUAAAAGUGAUGACGCAUUUCGUUGCGAAAAUCUGCGAGGAAAAUGCGCCAUUACUUUUCCGACGACCCAACAGAAUGUAGACCUAAGGGGCAGGGAAAGUGGCAAUCAUGAAACUUGUCUCUGAACUCACCAUGCCGAAUAGUAUCAAACUUGUAUAAAACGUGAUAUAUAGAAAAUAGUAUAACGUAAAACAUGAUAUAUAGAAAAUAGUAUAACGUAAAACGUGAUAUAUAGAAACUAGUAUAAUGUAAAACGUGAUAUAUAGAAAACAGUAUAAAACGCGAACGUGGAGGCUAUGAGGAAGGUCCUGACACUGAUGAGAAUUCAUUUGUUCAUAACAAAUGUUGUAAAUAUUGACAUUAGAUGACUUUCAGGACCUUCCUUAUACCCUCCAUAAUUAUAUUGUAAAGUUUAUGCCGAUUUGGUACAUCCUAGUUUGAGGAAAAGUUUCAUGAACGGGAACUCUGACGCCACUAUCGCAUCACCUUAAUGCAAGACUUGACAUCUUUUCCAACAUGUAGACUUAAUCUAGACUUACAAAGAAGGUAUCCCAGGUCGAUCUCUCCGAUUUCAUUUCUUUUAUAACAUGUUAUAAUAGA
Messenger RNA from Orussus abietinus, 8271 nucleotides. RefSeq names its product histone deacetylase 4 (gene HDAC4). The coding region runs from base 600 to 3761 and encodes 1053 amino acids. Gene Ontology annotation, cellular component: histone deacetylase complex. Lineage: Eukaryota; Metazoa; Arthropoda; Insecta; Hymenoptera; Orussidae. The transcript has 18 exons. The record is from RefSeq and is a predicted model, not a curated record. Gene Ontology annotation, biological process: negative regulation of transcription by RNA polymerase II; chromatin organization. Gene Ontology annotation, molecular function: histone deacetylase activity.